This is a messenger RNA of Laccaria bicolor S238N-H82, 477 nucleotides long. RefSeq lists its product as uncharacterized. The transcript has 5 exons. The record is from RefSeq and is a predicted model, not a curated record. Bases 1 to 477 code for a protein of 158 amino acids. Lineage: Eukaryota; Fungi; Basidiomycota; Agaricomycetes; Agaricales; Hydnangiaceae.
AUGCGUUUCCGAAUUUACUGCCGUCGCCACUUUCCAACAAAUCGUCGAACCGCCGCUCUAAAACUCAUCCGUGAGACGAUGAAGUCCGAGAAGGAACAGUUGGACAAAAUGUUCGGGGUUCGCGAUUGGUGUAUUCUACUGCACGACGGCCCCCACAACUCUGACCGCAGACCUAGGGCAUACGGUCGGUCAGAGGGCGAUCAUUGGUCCCUAUGGGGCUAUGCCUUCGGACUGAAGCGCUCAACCUUCUACAUGCACGUAUAUGCAGACCAGAGCGCCACGUUCGGCCCCGACACACUUCUAUCGUGUUCCUUCUUCGAUUACGACGCUCGGAAAACACGCGUUUUGGGUCGAGCUCUUCGCAGCAGUGAUAGUCCGAGUCCUCUGACUUUCCACCCUGCCGCACAGGAGUCGCUGCGUGUUCAGCUCGUUCCUCGAGUCCUCGUCUCUACGCCCGCAUCCGAGCUGAAUGACUGA